AUGGCCCCCUCCCAGUCGACAAAGUCAUGCGUUCAUCGCGAUCUCAAGUUGGAGAACAUCCUCCUCGACAAGCACGAGAACGUCAAGCUCUGCGAUUUCGGGUUUACGCGAGAGUAUGAUGGCAAGGCAAGCUACCUACAGACUUUCUGCGGUACGAUAUGUUAUAGUGCACCCGAGAUGCUGAAGGCAGAGAAGUACGCCGGAGAGAAGGUGGACGUAUGGAGUUUAGGCAUCAUCCUCUAUGCGCUUCUCGCCGGGGAGCUGCCGUUUGACGAAGACGACGAUCAAGUCACCAAAAAGAGGAUUCUCACCGAAGAGCCAGUCUUCAACGAUAAAUUCCCUGACGAUGCCAAGGCCCUCAUCAACUUACUCCUGUCCAAGCGACCUCUUCUCCGGCCGAGCUUGGCCGAUAUACUGGCUCAUCCGUUCCUUGCAGAGCAUGCCCCGGAGCAGCAAGCAAUUCUUAAAAUCCCUCGUCCCGCGCCUUUCUCGACGCCCUUGGAAAGAACUACCCUACAGCGGAUGAAAAGCGCUGGAGUCAACGUCGACGAGGUCGUGGAAAGCGUUCUUGCGCAACGAUGCGACCCGCUCGCCGGCUGGUGGGCUCUCCUCAUUGAAAAAGAGCAGAGGAAAGAGCUCCGGAGGGAGCGCAAGCGACGGGAACGAGAGGCCGAAGCGAAGAACUUGCGACGACUCAGCGCCGCUAGUAGCCGCUUGGAGAAGAUCUCUGCUGCACUCCUUGAAGUGGAUGAGGAAGGACAUGCGUCUCCGGGCAUAUUGCUUCAGGAACGUGGAAGAAGGGACAGGCGCAGUCUUCCCUCUCAGCUCGCUGUCCCGGAACUGCCAAUGCUCCCUGAGCCUGUUCCCAUACAGCCUUUGGAUGUGACCAUCCCGGCGCCGCCGCCUCCUCCACCUGUUGACAAGGACUCGGUCCGAUCUGGCAGCUCAACAAGACGUCGUCCAGUACCCCCUCCAAAAGAUAAUACGCGACGGCCGAGCACACUGCAUGCUAGUGCGUCGCAGCCGGAGUUGGCACAGCACAACGGUAUCCUCAGGCGUCGAACUGGACGCCGUCAAUACCCGAUCAUCAGUCAGCUCGCAUCGCUGAAACAUUGGUUUAUGGAAUCUGCGAAGAGGGCAAAGUCUCCUCAUCCCAAAUCAGCGGGGGGAGGGCAUCGCAAGUUCUUCUCCGACAGACUGAGUCCGGGGAAAGGGCAAGAAGCCGGGAAGAAACCAGCGCCAACCUCACCAAAUAUCCCUCCUGCAGGCGAUCUAGCGACUCCGACGCAAAUCAAGCGCGCAUCUAACGCCAGUAGCCUUGCGCCAAGCAGCGCCUCCUACUCCAACAAUCGUCAUUCAUAUCCGCGACAACCUCGGCCGCUGAGUACUGGCUAUCCGAGCCAUCGUAAUUCCCUAUCUCCGUCUCCAAUCACGCCAAGGGGCUCGUACAGACGAUCCUCCACGGGACUGCGAGGUCGCAAAUCCACCUCGUCUUCUGUCUCCUCCAUACGAAGCAUUCAUCAUACGCACACUCACUCCAAAGCCUCUUCUGUCUCCUCAAACAGCAUUGGAUCCGCAUCGACCCCGACGGCUCGGCCUUCGAGAUCCCCGCACUCCUCGAUCAAAGUUCUCCCUACAACACCCAGCGCCUCUGCACGCUUUCCCAGUAACAUUCGCCUUGUACGGAAUGCAAACCAUGGAUUCCGUGAUGCGCACGAUGCGAACGGAAGGAUGCAAUCUGUUUUCAACGAAGCAGCGCCCACGCCGUUACUCUAUUCGCCCUCAAGCAGCCUUGUGUUUGCCAGGCGCAAAAAAUCUGCCUUCCGAGGUCCUAUGUUACACACAGCGAAUCUCAUGGCCUCUGGUGGCAUGGCCACAACGGAAUUCCCACACGACAAUGCUGCGAUAGAUCCGGCCCAUGGUGCAGGCAAGGCUCGGGCUGCAACGCGGAAAAGUCAAAUUAUCGAAGAAGAGGAGGAUAUGGCAGAGGAAGAUAUUGAGGAGGUAGAGACUUUUGACGGUCCAGAUGAGGAUCCAGGCUCGCCAGUGGAUGCUAUCAUCAGGCCUGAGGAAGAGAGUAAGCCUUUCGACUGUUCUAGUGAUUUACCGAGCAACUAUCAAAAACCAUCGCUCGCCCCUGCGCCGGAUAUCGACACGAGCCCACUUCGACCGCCUCGCUCUUCCUCCCUGAAAGCAUCAAGAGCAGGAACAGCAGAUGCGCCAGCUCUGCACGAUGAGGACAGCAAGACCGUUGUUGUCACCUCCACAAACGCUGUGGCUCCCUAG
Aspergillus pseudoviridinutans is the source of this 2286-nucleotide messenger RNA. Its product is annotated as non-specific serine/threonine protein kinase. The coding region runs from base 1 to 2286 and encodes 761 amino acids. The transcript is spliced from 2 exons. Gene Ontology annotation, cellular component: spindle microtubule; spindle midzone; spindle pole centrosome. The record is from RefSeq and is a predicted model, not a curated record. Gene Ontology annotation, molecular function: ATP binding; protein kinase activity. Lineage: Eukaryota; Fungi; Ascomycota; Eurotiomycetes; Eurotiales; Aspergillaceae. Gene Ontology annotation, biological process: mitotic spindle organization; regulation of cytokinesis; protein phosphorylation.